Molecule: messenger RNA, 8062 nt
Organism: Periophthalmus magnuspinnatus
Lineage: Eukaryota; Metazoa; Chordata; Actinopteri; Gobiiformes; Gobiidae
Gene: otogl
Product: otogelin-like
Exons: 57
Coding region: 1-7830 (2609 amino acids)
Biological process (GO): L-arabinose metabolic process
Cellular component (GO): extracellular matrix
Molecular function (GO): alpha-L-arabinofuranosidase activity
Source: RefSeq, a predicted model, not a curated record
AUGAACUUAAAGUGGACAGUGGAAAGAUUUCUUCUUAUGUCAUUUUCCAUCUCCCACCUGCUGCUACUUGAGGGAGCUCAGAGCCGACUUUCACUAUCAACAGGGAAACUACAGAGAAGGGCUAAUGCACUUCGGAGGAAACGGGAUCUCCUCGGGGAGGAGACAUACAGGCCACUGUUGUCAGAGGGAACACUGUCCCGCAGUAUCAUACACAAUUACACAUCCAGAGAUGCUUCUUCAGAAUAUUGUGGUUGUCUCAAUGGAGGCUGGUGUCUGGAGGGCGGUGCGUGUGACUGUGCUCAGUUCCAGGCAAUGGGAGACCGCUGCCAAAUCAUACCAAACCAAGGCCAGGACAGAGACGGAAUCUGCAGGUCGUGGGGUCAGCACCACUAUGAAACAUUUGAUGGGAUUUACUUCUACUUCCCCGGCACCUGCUCUUAUAUCCUGGCCCAAGAUUGCCACUCAGCCACGCCACAGUACACCGUGUGGGUCCAUAACAGCCGAGUGUGCGAGGGGAGUGUGUACUCGUGCCCCAGAGCUCUUAGCCUUUUCUUCCCUAACGAGGAGGAAAUUCACAUCUCUGGUUAUCAAGUCCAUCAAGGUGGUCGUCGGCUCAGUCUGCCUCACACUAUUGGAGGUGUAUUUAUAGAACGCCUGGCUGACUACCUGCUGGUGAAGAGUGUGUUUGGGUUUUCUCUGGCCUGGGAUGGGGAAUCAGGUGUUUACCUAAAAAUGAGUGAGGAUCACCAGGGCGUCCCCUGUGGCUUAUGUGGUAACUUCAACCACCUCUCAGGGGAUGAUCUAACUACUGCCAGAGGAAUCCACACAGAUGAGCCAGCAGUGUUUGCCAACAGCUGGGCUGUUGACUUGCCCCAUGAGCGACAUUGUCCUGCUGUAGAUCUUGACUUCAAUGGACCUUGCCAGUCAGAGUCAGACAUGGACGAUGCCAUAGAGAAAUGUAGUGCACUUCUCUUCUUCCCCUUUCUGUCAUGUCAUCAACACAUUGAUCCGAAUCCAUUUGUGGCCAGUUGUGUCUCUGACCUUUGUGUAUCUGAUGAUGAGGAUACUUUUUGCAAAGCUUUGGUAGAAUACACUCGUGCCUGCUCACAUGUGGGGUAUCCUGUGAGAGAGUGGAGAGACAGCUUUCCAUCGUGCAAUGAUGGCUGUGAGGACAGUUUUGUCUAUAGAGACUGCAUCAGCUGCUGUCCACCCACGUGCACAUUUGAAAAAGAAUGUUUGGGAACAAACUUGCAUUGUCUGGACGGCUGCUACUGUCCUGAUGGCCUUAUCCUACAAAAUGGAACCUGUAUUGCUGUUUCCCAGUGUCCCUGUGUUUACCAUGGCACAUCGUAUGGACAAGGACAUGUUCUGCCACAGGGAUGUAGUGUUUGUGUGUGCAUGGGUGGAGUGUGGAACUGCACAGAGAACAACUGCACUGCCGAGUGUUCAGUCGUGGGGGACGUGUUUGUCACCACCUUUGAUGGGAGGAUGUUCCUUCAGCCAGGGGCAUGCCAGUAUGUCCUUGCAAAAAGUCGCACCAGUAACAAGUUUAUUGUCACACUACAGUAUACUACAUGUGCCGAGCAUCAGGUAUGUAUUCAGUCAGUGACUCUGGUGUUGGAUGAAGACAUGACACGUCAGAUCACGUUGACCCGGGAAGGGGAAGUAAUCUUUGGAGUGAACCCAGCCCCUGUCCUGCCCUAUGUGGAUGAAACUGUUGAAAUACGAAAGCUCACCACUGUAUUUACUCUACUGAAGACAGACAUUGGUCUGCAAAUUCUCUAUGAUGGUCAAGGGGGCCGGAUCUAUUUGCAGAUUGAAAACUAUUGGCGUGGAUUGACUCUUGGCCUUUGUGGAACCUUUAAUGGAAAUCUACGAGAUGACUUCCUAUCUCCCUCUGGAAUGAUCGAAGGAACCCCUCAGCUUCACAGUAAUGCUUGGAAGGUGUCCUCUGCUUGUAUUGCCCCUGUUAAUAUUCCCAUCAUAGACCCAUGUGAGAUGAACCAGCACAAUGUAUACUAUGCAAACCAAUGUGAGAUUCUAGUGGGGAGUGUAUUUGCUCCAUGCCAUGGCUACAUCAGUCCUAAUGUGUACCAGCAGCAGUGCCGGUACCAGGCAUGUCGCUGUGGAGGAAGCUGCCUAUGCACUGUCCUGGCUCAUUAUGCAUACCUCUGCUCAAAACAUGGAGCGGACAUAAACUUCCGGCCACAUGUGUCUGAGUGUGGCGUGGUGUGUCUUGGAGGGAUGCUGUACCACUCAUGUGUCUCUUCCUGUGGCCGCUCAUGUCGCGCUUUGUUUGGCCCAGAGACCUGUGAUCCGGCCGAGUGUGCAGAGGGCUGUGGUUGUCCUCACAACAGUUAUUACGAUGAUGUGCGCCAGCGCUGUGUGCAGCUGUCUCAGUGUCACUGCUACUCCAUGGGAGGUGUGUCACAGCCAGGAGAGGUGACCUUCAGUGUGUCUGGUCCCUGCCUGUGCAGAAAUGGGAAGAUGGAGUGUGUGCAGGAGGAGCAAGAGUCAGACAGCACAGAAGUUGGAGAGUGUCCAGAGGGUAAGGUGUACCACAGCUGCAACGAGCAGAGAGGAGGGGUGGCCUGCGCUCCAACCUGCCGCAACCUCAUGCUCAAUAUGACCUGCCCUCCAAACACGCCCUGCAUACCGGGAUGUGUCUGCCCUCCUGGGCUGGUCCUGCAUCAUGGAGAGUGCUACUAUCCAGAGAACUGUCCUUGUGCUUGGCUGGGUCUAGAAUACCUUCCUGGAGAGACUGUUGAGACUCCAUGUUACAGAUGUGUGUGUCACCGUGGCUAUUUUAACUGCAGCUAUUCCCCGUGCCCGGCUGUGUGCACUGUCUACAGUGAUCGACACUACCAUACCUUUGACGGACUAGAGUAUGACUACCAUUCAGACUGUCAGGUCUACCUCAUUAAAAGCACAGAAGAAACCGAGGUGUCCAUCAUCGCCCAAAACAAGGACUGUUAUGAGAGCGGCAUUGUGUGCUUGAAAACACUGGUCAUUCAUGUGGGACUUACCCAGAUCUACUUUACGGACAACUCAGGGAACCCUAGUCCGUCCACUGUUAUUGGAAGAGGAUUUGAAUUUGAAUUGUGGAAGGCAGGCUACUACACGGUUGUUCAUUUUGCAAAUCAGGACUUAACCAUCCUCUGGGACCGCAAAACAACUGUCCACAUCCGAGCUGGGCCUCAGUGGAAGGGGCAUCUGAGUGGGAUGUGUGGUAACUUUGACAGUGUGACAGUGAAUGAUAUGACCACCUCGAGCCACAUGGAGGUGAAUAACGCACAGACAUUUGGAGACAGCUGGGCCCUAGGGCAGUGUGAAAGUGACUAUGUACUGGCCCGACCGUGUGAAGGGGACCUGGGCCGACAACCGUAUGCCAAGAGGGAGUGUGCUCUUCUGUACAGCGACGUCUUUGCUCCCUGUCACAAUGUGGUGGAUGUGGCCUGGUUCUACAGAAACUGCCUGACUGACACUUGCAAUUGUAACCGUGGGGGUGACUGUGAGUGUCUGUGCACAUCUAUCGCAGCAUAUGCACAUAAGUGCUGCCAGCAAGGGGUCACCAUACACUGGAGGUCACCCUCUGCCUGCCCCUAUGAUUGUGAAUAUUAUAAUCAGGAGUUAGGUGAUGGCCCCUUCUCCAUAGUGAGUGCUGUGUAUAAUGACACCAUGUUUGGAGUGAAUCGCAGCAGCAGCAGCACUGUCUUCCCCUUGCUCAGAGAGAGAACAGGGCAGAUGCCUGCUCCAGGCUUACUCUUCAACUUCAUGAUCACAGCAGGACUGCAGAAGGAUAAAACAUCACGUGUCCCUGCAGUGUCAUUAGAAUCUGCAGAGCGACCUAACUACUUCCUGGUUGUGUCCAGCCACAGCAGUCUUCACCUAGAGCGCUGGACCAGAGGCCCAGAGUUCAGUCGCAGAGCCACCUUCAUCCAGCACCAGGGCUUAUUCCUGCCUGGGCACAGCUCCUUUGAACUCAUGAGCCAGCCAGGAACCUUUCUGACCCUGACACGAGCAGCCGCACAAGCCCAAAGAUAUGACUCCUCUGAGGGGUUUAAGGCCAGCAGCAGCUUCACACUGAGGGAAAGCAGUUUUGUUAUUCCCUACCGCAUGAUGUGUGAGUGGCGCUACCAGCCCUGUGCCAGUCCAUGUGUCCACACAUGUAGUGAUCCCGAUGCCACACGCUGCCAGUUUUUGCCCCCUGUGGAAGGAUGCUUCCCACGUUGCCCACAGAAUAUGGUUCUUGAUGAGGUGACCAGAAGAUGUGUGUACACAGAGGACUGUGUGAUGCUCCCCCCAACUCCUACUCCUUUUGCGUAUGUGACACGGUCCAACAGAACCACAACCCAACCAACCACUACUACAAUGGUUACCACAACGACAAGGCCUACAACCACCACAACUAUAACCACUACCACCACCACAGAGGCCACUACCACUCCUCUAACCAGCACUGCUGCUCCUACCACCACUACCACUGCUACGACCACAACCGCCUCCACCACUCUCUCUCCUACUACUACCACCACUCCCCUGCCAACUACCCCUACAACCACACUAGCUACAGAGAUGGUCACUACGCCAACUACUUCUUUACCAACUACUUCUUUACCAACUACUAUCACUACCACUCCUGCACUACCACCUACCACUACCACUACUCCUCUUCCAACCACCACACCUGAAGCCACCACUACUGAGAUGAUUAUUACACUGGCUACAACUAUCGCUAUUACUACCACAACAACUGUUCCCACUACUACAACCGAAGCCACAACGCUACCACCCACUACUACUCCUACCAUAACGACUACUGCGUUUAUCACCACUCCAACACUAACCCCAAGCCCAGUGAUAACAACUGAACAGACAACUACAGCUACAACCUCCACUCCCUCGACCACUCCUACAACCAUGCCUCCAACUACCACCAUACAUAGUACACCGGUCUAUACUACUGAGAGCACAACCCUACUGCCAGAGACCACCACCGCAGAGACCACUCCCCCAAUGGAGACGUCAACGAGCACCAUGACAACCACUGCCACACCGCCUACAACCUCUGAGCCCACUACAGAGCCCACUACUGAGCCCUUCACAACAGAAAUAGUCACAAGUCCUACUGUUGUAACAGAAGAAGUGUCCACCAUGACUCCUUUUGUUCUGCCAACCUCUCCUUGUACACCUCCAUAUUCGUACCGCAUCGAUGAGUGUGCCGAGCUCAUCUGUUUCAAUGGAGAGCUACUGCUUCACAACUCGUCUUUGCAUUGCCGCUACAACACCACUCAGCCACAGUGCAACCUGCUGGGUCUGCCUGUCCUCACCAGCUCUGACCCCUGCUGUCCUCAGUGGCAGUGUCCCUGUCGUUGCACUGUGAUGUCAGACCUGCGAGUGAUCACCUUUGAUGGAAAUAAUGUAGCCUUGUAUGAUAAUGGCUCCUAUAUUCUUGUGAAAUUACCGAGAGAAACUAUAAUUGGUACGGUGGAAAAAUGUCCAACAAGUCAGAGUGUCAAUUCCAUCAGACGCUAUGGUCCCACGGGUGCAUCUGGUUUGUGCUUCAAGAAGCUGAAUAUCACCACCUCAUCUUACAGGAUCAUUAUCAACAGAUUAGACCGAAAGGUAACAGUGAACUACCGGCCUGUGAGGCUCCCCUUCUCACGACACUCUCUGUACGUAGAGGACACUGGCAGCAUGUACCUACUCCAUACACCUGGAGGGAUCAGUAUACAGUGGUACCAUAGCACUGGCAUUAUGGUGCUGCAGUACAUGUCUCCCACUAAUGGCUCUGUGCCCACCCGAGGCCUCUGUGGCUGUUGUGAUGGACACCCAGAGGACGACCUAAAGCUGCCAAACGGAACAGUGGUGAGAGAAGUGGGCGACAUGGUGGUGUUCCUGCACGCGUGGAGAGUGCAGACCACAGAUGAGACAGAGCACACACGCAGAGUGGGAGACAACUGCACCAUCGGGGACUGCUCCACCUGUAUCUCCAUGCUACAGCAGAGAACCUUUGUGCCCUGCCACAGCAAGGUUCCUCCGGAGCAGUUCUGUGACAUCAUAUGGGCCGGAGAUUUGCACUACAAGAAUCACCAAUGUGACUUUUUGGCUGCGUAUGUGGCAGUCUGCUAUACUCAUCAAGUGUGCAUCAACUGGAGAAGACCCAACUUUUGCCCGUUGCGGUGUCCCCCUGGAAAAGAGUAUCAGCCCUGUGUGAGCACAUGCACCAGUCGCACGUGUCUGAAUAAGGACUAUUACGAGGAGACCACCUGCUCUUUUAUCCGAGAGGAGUGUGUGUGCCGCCCUGGGACCAUCCUGCAUCGUGCAGACUCUCCCUUCUGUGUUACGGAGGAUCGCUGUGUUUGCACAGAUAAUGAGGGUAACCCGCGGGCCCCAGGCGAAGUGUGGAACGGCUCUGUGCGCGGCUGCUGUCUGUACAAGUGCAUGGAGAACGGCUCAGUGGUCUCUGUGGAACCAGACUGUGACUCUGUGCCCACUCCUCUGUGUGAGAGAGACGGGGAGUAUGUUCUGGAUGUGCUGGAGGAAGGAGCUUGCUGCCCCAAGAAAAUCUGUGAAUGCAAUAUGACCAUUUGUGACAAUGAUGCCCCACCCUGUGACAACGGAAACCGACUGGUGAUGGGUUACAGUGCCACAUCAUGCUGCCCAGAGUACAGAUGUGAGUGUGACCCAAUGGCUUGCCCUCCUGUGUCCUCCCCUGAAUGCAGGGAGGACCAGUUCCUGGUGGAGGUCAGAGGGUCCAGAUCCUGCUGCUAUUCGUACCUGUGUGUGUGUGAGUCAUGCAUUGAGCCUAUUCCAUCCUGUUCCAAUGGAGAAAUUCUGGCAGUGGAUCUGAACACUACUAACAGUUGCUGUCCACGCUAUCACUGUGUGUGUGAUGUGAACCUGUGUACAGAGUCUUCUAUAACCUGUGCUCCAGGACUCUCUCUCAUCACAGCUACAGUCCCAGGACACUGCUGCCCUCAGUAUCACUGUGAAUGCCAAUGUGAUGACAACUUCCUUCCCAGCUGUGAAAUAGGUGAGGUGAGGGUGGAACUUCCAGAAAACAAUGGGGACUGUGACUGCCCUCAACAUGCAUGCCGGAAAGCAGAUGUGUGCUUGUUCCAGGGGGUGACUGUUUUGGGGCCUGGCCAGUCUCUAGUGCAAUAUUUUGAGGGAGAGAUGUGCUACACUGUGCACUGUCUGCACCGUAAGGACCCUGACACAGGCUUUUAUGCUAUGGAGAUCAGCUCAGUCAACUGCUCUCAGAAAUGUGGACCUCAUCAGAUCUAUGUACCAUCCACAGAUCCUCAAGUCUGCUGCGGUUCAUGUAAAAACAUCUCCUGCACUUUUACCAAUGAAAACGGGACCACAGAGCUUUUUGCUGCAGGGAGUUCGUGGGUAGAGAACUGCACACGCUUUGACUGUAUGGAAACAAGUGUAGGGGCAGUGGUCCUGGCCUCAGGGGUCAUAUGUCCUCCGUUCAAUGACACAGAAUGUGUUCAGAACGGUGGUGUGGUGCAGAGCUACGUGGAUGGAUGCUGCAGGACGUGUAAAGAAGAUGGGAAAACCUGCAAACGUGUGGCUAUAAGAACCACCAUAAGAAAAGAUGACUGCAGGAGCAAUGCACCGGUGACUGUCUAUUCCUGUGAUGGUAAAUGCCCCUCUGCGACCAUUUUCAACUUCAAUAUCAACAGUCAUGCUCGCUUCUGUAAAUGUUGCCGGGAGAGCGGACUACAAACACGCUCCGUCACACUCUACUGCUCCCGAAACGCCACUGUUGUGGAAUACACCUUCCAGGAGCCUCUGGACUGCUCAUGUCAGUGGAACUAAAACACAUCACAGCAUGUGUGUAAAGAGUGCCACAUUUAAACCACUAAUGGACUGGCCCAGCCACAGUAGUGUUGUACUGUAUGUCACAUGUCCUCUGCACUGUAGUCAACAGUAGCCCAGCCCGUACUGGCCUCUUGGCUCCCUAGUCCUUUUGGUAGUGCUACACUGUCAUUAGAUCAUGUGUAUUAUCAUUUAAUGCAACCAGUGUUUUAUUUUUAUAUCUAUUUUUAUA